This is a messenger RNA of Rasamsonia emersonii CBS 393.64, 909 nucleotides long. RefSeq lists its product as uncharacterized. Lineage: Eukaryota; Fungi; Ascomycota; Eurotiomycetes; Eurotiales; Trichocomaceae. The transcript has 2 exons. The record is from RefSeq and is a predicted model, not a curated record. The coding region runs from base 1 to 909 and encodes 302 amino acids.
AUGUCCAAUCAGACCACUUCGUCGCCAUUUCGGGUCCCCAAAGAGGCGGAGGAGGAGCUGGAGCGCAAUGAAGCUUUCCGAAGUGUGCGACUGCAUCUGCAACGGAAAGAGCGUGAGACCGAUAUGUUCAAGUUUUGCGCGUUUCAUGAACAUGCGUGCAGUCUAGAUGAGAAAGCGACAUUUCGUCUCCAUCGCGACAUCACGCAUGCGCUGCUCCUGCCGCUGUUUGAGAUCCAUGAUCAGGCCACCCAGAUCGCAACGCGGGCUCUGGCCCGGAAACGAGGAGCCGAACCGGAGCGGGCGUUUCGAGGAGGGGCCCGUAGCGCCUUUACUUGGCUCCACUCGAUUUUGACCGAAGAACGCGACUUCUGUCUGGCCGAGGGAUGCCCUGCAUGUGUCGUCUUGCAUGUCUUGAACUCCGAGCCGACCAUCCGUCUUGUCGCGGUCGCGUGUCUCUUGUGCGAUUUCCUGCCCGAGACGGAAUUGCCCGAGGUCAAGAGCCGGGUCCCUGUCUUUGAAUUCUGGCUGCGCGCGUUGGAGAGGUCCGUCCGGGACGAUCCCCUCUGGGGGGAUGAUUUCUGGCCCGAAAUCGAGCACCGCGCACGCGGACUCAACGAGGACAUCAGGCAGUUGAUCACGCAGUGUCUGGAGUUGAGAAGUGCCCCAGAGGCACAAGCGCCUCCUCCUUCGAAGCCUGCGUGCGCGAUCAGCGUCCGACCGACUCGUCAGGCGUAUCGGAAGCAUGUGCGCUCGAUCCCGGUGCAACCGUCUGCGUUUGCGCGGAGGGAGUUGAAGAUGAUGUGGGAGGAGCAGGAGCUGGCGUCCAAGUUUCUGAUGACGUGCUGGGCGUCGAUGUGUUGGAACGAGCGGCGGCAAAUCGAGUAUCAAGAACGCUCGGUCAUAUCUUGA